AGUCCGACUGCCGAAAACAAAUCACUUUCAAAGAAUAAGAGGAAGGAAUUACUAAAAGAAUCUUUACACAAAGAAACAGUCUUAAACUCAUUUUCAGAAUUUUAUUCUCAGCAGUAUGGCAGAGAACGGUGGAAAUCCUUGUUUGAAGCAAUGUGUAAACCCACUAAAUGUGUUGCGAUGAUAAAUAACUUUGCAAGCCUUGAAAGCAUCGAGAGGUUUCUAAAUUCCGCAACACAAGCCUCACCCCAAAAUUUCAAAGAUCCCAAGAAAGAAGUGCAUCUCGAAAAAAUAGAGUUUAUCGACAUACUAUGUUAUUCUAGUUCGGAAAGAUUCCCCCCUCCGUUCAGGGACGAGAACGGAAUAAUGGCAUAUUAUCUCUUGGAUGCCGCAUCGGUUAUGGUCAUUAAAGCAUUGGACGUAAAAUCCACAGAUAACAUACUCGAUUUGUGUGCCGCGCCGGGUGGAAAGUCUCUGGCAAUUUUACAAUAUUUAUUGCUGAAUUCAAAGCUACGAACGCGCGCUGAGCAUAUUGAUCCAACAGGUGCAGAUGGCAUAGGUGAAGGCAGAGAUGAGUGCGCGUUUGGCACCGGUUACCUUACGUCGAACGAACUCUCGCCGAGUCGACGUCAUCGACUUAAACAGGUGAUCGCGAAUUAUGUCCCAUCAUCUUACCGGCAUAAGGUGAAGGUCAUUUCCGAAUUUAAAUCGUUCUCGAUGUCGACCUACGAUAAAAUUCUUGUGGAUGCGCCAUGUUCCUCGGAAAGACAUUUGCUGAAUGAUCCCACGGAAUUAUCCAAAUGGAAAGUGUCAAGAACAAAAAAUAAUGCCAGGAAACAAUAUAGAAUACUAUUGGAUAGCGUCAAAGGAUUACACAUCGGGGGUACCUUGGUUUAUGUUACAUGUUCGAUCAGUAAGCUUGAAAAUGACGAAGUUGUGAAGAAGAUAUUGGAAAAUAGUUGGGUACCUCUGGAGGAGGUCGGACACAAUUUUCAUUGGGAGAUCGGUGAGAGAACGGAGAAGGGGUGGAUUGUGUUGCCGGAUAGGUGUGAUGGUUGGGGACCUUUGUAUUUUUCCGCCUUGAAAAGGGUCGGUGAUGGUGAGUUUAGGAGGAAGGAGUUUAUGAGAUUUGAUAGGAAACGUGAAAAAGAGAAAAGCUCACGUGAAGAUAUGGAGGAGGGAUUCGAUGACGAUUAUU
Acaulospora colombiana is the source of this 1195-nucleotide messenger RNA. The record is from the annotation of a GenBank genome assembly. NCBI's taxonomy places the organism in Eukaryota, Fungi, Glomeromycota, Glomeromycetes, Diversisporales, Acaulosporaceae.